AUGGGUGCCAAAAAGACCUCUGCCUCGGAAUCGGGCGAGCCUCUGCCCUUGUCAGCGAGUGACUUCCGAAUAUAUAACCGCAUGUCCGAGCAAAUGGAAGCAUUUAUCACUGACCUUGAAAUUCUGGUAAAGCAUAGCCAUUUCCGUUUGACCUGGAAUCAACUUUGGGAGGCCUGCGAAAGCAAGAAGAAGGGGGCGCUCUCAGCCAGGCAAAUGAUUAUGAUGGGUCUUCAGUUUUGCUCGCAGUUGGACUUUCAUCACUCCAUUGAAGAGCAGCAUAUUUUCCCUGUUUUGGCCAAAAAGAUGCCCGAGUUUCGGAAAGAGCUUGAGCUGUUAAGCCAGCACCGGCAGAUCCAUGCUGGGCUUGAGAAACUCGAGCAUUAUCUGGAGAAAUGCCGUUCCGGCGAGGAAGAUAUGCGCCGCGACGAAGUGAAGCGACUGAUGGAUGGGUUUGGAAAGGUUCUAUGGACCCACUUGGACCAAGAGGUCAAAACACUUGAAGCCGCCAACAUGCGGAAAUUUUGGUCGCUUGAUGAGAUGCGACGUCUCCCAAUGUAA
Molecule: messenger RNA, 558 nt
Organism: Penicillium brevicompactum
Lineage: Eukaryota; Fungi; Ascomycota; Eurotiomycetes; Eurotiales; Aspergillaceae
Product: hemerythrin domain-containing protein
Exons: 2
Coding region: 1-558 (185 amino acids)
Source: RefSeq, a predicted model, not a curated record